GGCGGUGGCGGCGGCCGUCAGUGUGCGCUGAGGAGAAGCCCGAAACGGACCCUUUGGCUCUCCCGCUCCCCUUCCCCGCCCGAACCGUCUUCUCUCUGGACUCACCGGGACUCAGUUCUCCACUCCGCAGAGCCUCUUUCCACGCCGCCGCCGUUCUCGUCGCUCGGCCGGCUGGGAAGUGACUGCCCUCGAGGAGGAGGAGGAGGAGGCAGCCGCCCUCACCUCGCCACCCCCGGUUCGGUGCCCGCGGUCCCGGAGAGGAGGUGCCGCCGCCACCGCCGCUCCCCCCCCUCCCGCUGCCCUCGGGCCGGGCUGGGUCGAGCUGCGAUGCCCUCGGACUUCAUCUCAUUGCUCAGCGCGGACCUAGACCUGGAAUCGCCCAAGUCCCUGUACUCGCGAGAUUCUCUGAAGUUACACCCAUCCCAGAAUUUUCAUAGAGCUGGACUAUUGGAAGAAUCUGUCUAUGAUCUUCUCCCAAAGGAGUUACAGUUACCUCCACCUAGAGAAACUUCUGUAGCGUCAAUGAGUCAGACAAGUGGUGGUGAGGCAGGCUCGCCUCCUCCAGCUGUAGUUGCUGCUGAUGCUUCUUCAGCUCCCUCCUCUUCCUCCAUGGGCGGUGCUUGCAGCUCCUUUACCACCUCUUCCAGCCCUACCAUUUAUUCUACCUCAGUCACCGACAGCAAGGCUAUGCAAGUGGAGAGCUGCUCCUCAGCCGUGGGGGUAAGUAACAGAGGGGUAAGUGAAAAGCAGUUAACCGGUAACACAGUCCAGCAGCAUCCAUCAACCCCGAAGAGGCACACAGUGUUGUACAUCUCACCACCACCUGAGGACUUGCUGGAUAACAGUCGGAUGUCCUGCCAGGAUGAGGGGUGUGGAUUGGAAUCUGAGCAGAGCUGCAGUAUGUGGAUGGAGGAUUCCCCCUCCAACUUCAGUAACAUGAGCACCAGUUCCUACAAUGAUAACACUGAGGUACCUCGUAAAUCACGAAAACGAAAUCCAAAGCAGAGGCCGGGGGUCAAACGACGAGAUUGUGAAGAAUCUAAUAUGGAUAUAUUUGAUGCCGACAGUGCCAAAGCACCUCACUAUGUGCUUUCUCAGCUUACCACGGACAACAAAGGCAACUCAAAAGCUGGAAAUGGAACAUUGGACAACCAAAAGGGAGCUGGCGUAAAGAAGAGCCCUAUGUUGUGUGGACAGUAUCCUGUUAAAAGUGAGGGGAAGGAGCUGAAGAUAGUUGUACAGCCUGAAACCCAGCACCGAGCUCGGUACCUGACAGAGGGCAGCCGAGGCUCAGUAAAAGAUAGAACACAGCAAGGCUUUCCAACGGUGAAGCUGGAAGGUCAUAAUGAACCGGUAGUGUUGCAGGUGUUUGUGGGCAAUGAUUCUGGUCGAGUGAAGCCACACGGAUUUUACCAAGCCUGUAGGGUAACUGGGCGAAAUACCACCCCCUGCAAAGAAGUGGACAUUGAAGGGACCACUGUUAUAGAAGUCGGCCUCGAUCCUAGCAACAACAUGACACUGGCCGUGGACUGCGUAGGAAUAUUGAAGCUGAGGAAUGCCGAUGUUGAAGCCAGAAUAGGAAUUGCUGGUUCCAAGAAAAAGAGCACUCGAGCCAGAUUGGUUUUUCGAGUCAAUAUCACAAGGAAAGACGGCUCCACUCUGACAUUGCAGACACCCUCUUCCCCUAUUUUGUGUACUCAGCCAGCAGGAGUUCCUGAGAUCUUAAAGAAAAGUUUGCAUAGCUGUUCAGUGAAAGGAGAGGAAGAAGUGUUUUUAAUUGGGAAGAACUUUCUGAAAGGAACUAAAGUUAUUUUCCAGGAAAAUGUUUCUGAUGAACACUCUUGGAAAUCAGAAGCUGAGAUAGACAUGGAAUUGUUCCAUCAGAACCAUCUUAUUGUGAAGGUUCCCCCGUAUCAUGACCAACAUAUAACUUUGCCUGUAUCAGUGGGAAUAUAUGUUGUGACCAAUGCUGGAAGAUCUCAUGAUGUUCAGCCGUUUACAUACACUCCAGACCCAGCAGCAGUUGGAGCUUUGAAUGUCAGUGUGAAAAAGGAGACGUCUAGUCCAGCAAGGCCUUGCUCUUUUGAAGAAGCCAUGAAAGCAAUGAAAACGUCUGGAUGUAACUUAGAUAAGGUGAACAUUCUUCCUAAUGCCCUGAUCACUCCACUCAUAUCAAGCAGUAUGAUUAAGACUGAAGAUGUCACUCCAAUGGAAGUUACAGCAGAGAAAAGAUCUUCCCCUAUUUUUCAGACUACAAAGACAGUUGGAUCGACUCAGCAAACUUUAGAGACUAUUUCUAACAUAACAGGAAAUUCAUCUUUUUCAUCACCAUCAUCUUCCCACUUACCUUCUGAAAAUGAAAAUCAGCAGCAGCUUCAGCCCAAGGCAUAUAACCCAGAGGCCCUGACAACUAUCCAAACACAGGACAUCUCGCAGCCUGGGACUUUUCCAGCAGUUUCUGCUUCUAGUCAGCUGCCCAGCAGUGAUGCAUUACUGCAGCAGGCUACACAGUUUCAGACAAGAGAAUCUCAGGCGAGAGACACAUUGCAGUCAGAUGGCACAGUGGUUAAUUUGUCACAGUUGACUGAGGCAUCACAACAGCAGCAGCCGUCCCCGCUUCAAGAACAAGCACAGACAUUACAGCAGCAGAUCUCAUCAAAUAUUUUCCCACCGCCAAGUAGUGUGAGCCAGCUCCAGAGUACUAUUCAGCAUCUGCAAGCAGGAAGUUUUGCAGGUGGCACCGCUGGUGGCAGCAGUGGAAGUGUUGACUUGGUCCAGCAGGUUCUAGAGGCUCAACAACAGUUAUCUUCUGUUCUGUUUUCUGCUCCAGAUGGUAAUGAGAAUGUUCAGGAACAACUUAAUGCAGACAUUUUCCAAGUCAGUCAAAUUCAAAGUAGUGUAAGCCCUGGAAUGUUCGCCUCAACAGAGCCUGCAGUUCAUACCAGACCAGAUAACUUACUACCUGGGAGGGCUGACAAUGUCCAUCAACAGACUGAAAACACACUGUCUAAUCAGCAACAGCAGCAGCAACAACAACAACAGCAACAGCAAGUGAUGGAAUCAUCAGCUGCAAUGGUGAUGGAGAUGCAGCAGAGCAUUUGCCAAGCAGCUGCCCAGAUUCAGUCAGAACUAUUUCCUUCAGCUGCUUCAGCAAAUGGAAGCCUUCAGCAGUCUCCAGUUUACCAGCAGCCUUCUCACAUGAUGAGUGCACUGCCUACCAGUGAGGACAUGCAAAUGCAGUGUGAGUUGUUCUCUUCUCCUCCCGCAGUUUCUGGAAAUGAAACGUCAACAACCACCACACCACAGGUUACAACCCCUGGCUCUACUAUGUUUCAGGCACCAAGUUCAGGAGAUGGAGAAGAAACGGGAACACAGGCAAAACAAAUUCAGAACAGUGUCUUUCAGACCAUGGUUCAAAUGCAACACAGUGGAGACAGCCAGCCUCAAGUAAAUCUCUUCUCAUCUACAAAAAAUAUAAUGAGUGUUCAGAAUAGUGGUACCCAGCAACAAGGGAAUAGCUUGUUCCAGCAAGGGAAUGAGAUGAUGUCACUUCAGUCUGGGAACUUUUUGCAGCAGUCUUCUCAUUCACAGGCUCAACUGUUUCAUCCUCAAAAUCCUAUUACUGAUGCUCAGAACCUUUCCCAGGAAACUCAAGGUUCAAUUUUUCACAGUCCAAAUCCUAUUGUCCACAGUCAGACUUCUACAGCGUCCUCUGAGCAAUUGCAGCCUCCAAUGUUUCACUCUCAGAAUACCAUUGCUGUAUUACAAGGCUCUUCAGUUCCUCAAGAUCAGCAGUCACCCAACAUAUUUCUUUCCCAAAGUUCUAUGAAUAAUCUUCAAACGAACACAGUAGGCCAAGAAGAACAGAUUUCAUUUUUUGCAGCACAGAACUCAAUUUCUCCUCUUCAGUCAACAUCAAACCCUGAACAGCAAGCUGCUUUUCAACAGCAGCCUCCAAUCUCACACAUCCCAACCCCUAUUCUUUCCCAGGAACAGGCACAAUCCACUCAGCAAGGUUUAUUUCAGCCUCAGGUGGCCCUUGGCUCCCUUCCAUCUAAUCCAAUGCCUCAAAGCCAGCAAGGAGCAAUUUUCCAAACACAGCACUCAAUAGUUGGCAUGCAGAGCAACUCUCCAUCCCAAGAACAGCAGCAACAGCAGCAGCAGCAACAGCAGCAACAACAGCAGCAGCAGCAACAGCAGCAACAGCAGCAACAGCAGCAGCAGCAGAACAUUUUAUUCAGUAAUCAGAAUGCCAUGGCUACAAUGGCAUCUCAGAAGCAGCCACCACCAAACAUGAUAUUUAGCCCAAGCCAAAACCCAAUGACUAGUCAGGAGCAGCAGAACCAGUCAAUUUUUCACCAACAAAGUAAUAUGGCCCCAAUGAACCAAGAGCAGCAGCCCAUGCAAUUUCAGAAUCAGCCUACGGUUUCCUCACUUCAGAACCCAGGUCCUACGCAGUCUGAGUCACCACAGACCUCCUUGUUCCAUAGUUCUCCUCAGAUCCAGUUGGUACAAGGGUCAUCUAGUUCUCAAGAGCAGCAAGUAACACUCUUCCUCUCUCCAGCAUCCAUGUCUGCACUGCAAACCAGUAUAAACCAACAAGACAUGCAACAGUCUCCUCUUUAUUCUCCUCAGAACAACAUGCCUGGAAUUCAAGGAGCCACUUCUUCAGCCCAGUCCCAGGCUACUUUAUUUCACAACACUACAGGAGGCACAAUGAACCAACUACAAAAUUCUCCUGGCUCAUCUCAGCAGACUUCAGGAAUGUUCUUAUUUGGCAUUCAAAAUAAUUGUAGUCAGCUUUUAACAUCUGGACCAGGUACCUUACCAGAUCAGCUGAUGGCUAUAAAUCAGCCAGGCCAGGCACAAAGUGAGGGCCAGGCUUCUGUGACAACACUUCUUUCUCAGCAAAUGCCAGAGACUUCCCCACUGGCCUCGUCUGUGAGCAGCAGUCAGAGCAUGGAGAAGAUCGAUUUGCUGGUCUCAUUGCAAAGCCAAGGGAACAAUUUAACUGGCUCAUUUUAAUGAGAUGCAAAUUCCAUGAAGAAAGAAAUGAUUCCAAGAUGUCCUGAGAAUUUGUGGUUCCGUGAAGAUUAUUGAACUAUUAUGGAGAGCUACAUUUGAGUAAAUGGGUAGAUUUCCUGGCUGUAAGAAUACACCCAUACUGCCUGUUGCAGUAAUUCGCUACCAAUGUGCUUUUUGUUUCUAGUAACAGUGAUAACUGAGAAUCUGUUGGAUUUUCCAGUUGUGACAGAAAUGUUUUUGUCCUAGGUUUUAAAGUGCAAGGCUGGGCCUCUCAGUUAUUAUUGCUAUUAGAAAAUCACAUUUGUCAUGUUUACUUACAUUCUUUUUUUUUCCCCUGCAUUAUUUUAGUCAAGUAAUGGCUUAGGACAAAGUAAAGUUUAGUAAUGAGUAAGUCUGUGAUUUUGUUGAUGUAAAAAACACAUGGAUGUUGGCCAAAGUGAAGGAGUUUCUUUCAGUUUUCAUGGAGAAGCUGAAGGGGAUAACUUACAAAAAUGCUGUAUUAAGAACUCAUCACACACAUUCAGAUGACAUGCUUUUAAAACUGGAUACAGCUGGAAUGUUACUGAAUUUAUUUUUCAGAGAGUUGUUAGUUCUCUGUAUUUUCUACUUAGGGAUUUAGCCAUAACUGCAUAAAAUUAUUUUGUUCUAUGAAUGAAGGGGAUAAUACAUGACAUUAUGAUCUCAUAUUCUCCUUCAGUAGUUUAAACUGACAGAGUAAUUUGAGUCUGUUUUCUUCUAAUCCAGCGUUAGGCUAGUGCUCCCAUUUUAUAUGCAUCUGUAUUGUUUUCCUGUUUAGUUUUAGACAGCUAUUAAUAUACUACGGCUUUAUGACCCUGUAGUAAUUUAGAGAAGGCAGCCACAUUGAUCCAGUGACCUGGCAGUCUGCAGCACGGGGCCAGGAAUACUCUUAGGAAUUAUUGGGAGUUGAUUCCUGAGAAAAAACAAUUCUCUCUCUUUUUUUUUCUUCCAUGAACGGUGCUGUUCUGAAGUCUUCAAAUUUUCCCCUCUAAUGAAAAACAGCAUAAAUUUUUACUUUACAAACAAGGCAAACAAAAAUUUCUCAAACUAUUACUUCUCCCUGAGCUGCAGUGACUAUAAUUCACGUGUCACCUCAGUGCUUUACAGUUGAAGUGGUCACUUAAUUGAUGUAAAGCCUUGGGCUUUACAGGGUCAUAUCACUGAUUUAAAAGGAAGAAUUAACUUGUGUUACAUCUACAGAGAGCAAAAUUACACACUCCAGAACUCACAUUUGUAGCAUUAGUUGUAGAGUUUGGGUGUUCUUGCUGCCCGUGGGGUGCCUGCUCCUCACCACCACCUACAUCUGGACACAUGCUUAUGUCCCAUUUAUCUUUGGCAUGUGGAAAGAGUCAAUGCAGCAUAAGGCCAACGUGUGUGGCUUCUGUGUGCUGAUGUGUUUUGGCGUCCUGUUUGUUUCUUUUACUUUCUAAGUUAAAAUAGCCAGUUUGUAGUUUUCCUUUCAUCUUAUCUCCACACAUUUGUUGAGCUGUGUGGAGCUGUCUUUGGUUUUGUUUAUAUAGCCAGAUUCCCUCUUUUGUGAUCUUCUUUUGUUCUUUGACUGUUGUUCUUGUCAUUUGUUUUUUCUCUUUGUCCUUGUUUUUCUGCCCUAGCCCUUCUUUCUCUCUCUGAGAGGCAUUGGAUUACGUUUUCAGUAGUACAGGCUUCUUGCCGAUAUGAAGGGAACUUUCUAGAAAGAGACCUACUCUGGUCAUUUAAUUUUGAAAACAGUUUUCAAUCGUUCAAGUUUUGGAUGGUUUAUAUCUAAUGUGUGUUUCAUUUUUUUGGAAAGCUAUAUUUUAUAUUUAGGAAAUGGUAUACUAUUUUGCUAUUUGUACUGAGUGAGUACAUUGGCAUAAAUAUAGAAAUUUAUAUAUAUAUAUAUAUAUAUACAUAUAUAAACUAUUCUUUUUUGCCACACAUUUUUGUGGUAAAUUUGUGAGUUUGUCUGAUGUUCUACCACAACGUGGCGUCUGAUAACAGUGAGGGGUUUGUUAUGUCUUUAAGUACCUUUUGAAACAAAUGGCCUAUUUAUCUGUAGCCAUUCCACCAGGCAGUUCCUUGAUGUUACUAGUGAGCGAAAGGCAACUACUGUAUGUUUGCGGAUCUUCACUCAGCAAGGUGUUAAAGAGCAAGGAAACUCAUUGAGGCAGUGUGUCAAAUGGUGUUUGACGAGAAUGAGCCACUCUGUCUUUGUUCACUAUAUAUUUAAUAUUUUAUUAUUGUUGUUCUUAUUAAUUGGCUUUCUGUAUCCUAUGCCUUUUAUUUAUAAAGACACUAAAAAUACCAUGUUUGUAAUUUUAAUAACAUUUUCCAUCUUUUAAUAGCCAGAACUACUUUAUAGAUUCUCUAAACCAAAAGUAUUUUCCUCAGUAUCUCCCUUCUCCCCCAUGCCCUACAGGGAAAAAUCUCCCAACAUGGUUCAGAUUCUGAAAAGGGUCAGCCACACAGUUCAGUGCUUCAGCUUUAAAACGCGCAGUGGGCACUAGUGUGCUAACUGGAACAUCAGAGGAAGCAGACCUGUGAGGCUGCUUAGGAAAGACGGAAGUCAGAGUUAAAACCACAUUGACUUCUGAGUUUUCUGGAUUACUUUCUGAGAUCAUGUAGGAGACUCAGGAAAUCUGUUUAUUCCAAGGUGAAGGAAUGUUUGUUGCGGCUGCACCAUGGAUGAAGUGGCAGCAAUAGGUCUGGCUUGUGUGGUGACUUCUGUUUGUUCUGUACUAGAAGCUUAUCCUUAAUACAGUGCUGAUUGGCAAUGCCGAGUCACUGGGACCAAUUUCUGUCUUAUACUGUCAGAGUGUAGAACAGAACAUCACCUGAACUGUAGUAGUUUGAGUGGAUGGAGGCAGAAACCCCUAUUUUUAGUCUCUUCACUUCUGUGGUUAUUUAUACAAGGGCUGUGCUGUGCUACCAUAUUCCUGUUCAAUAAUGAUGGAGGUUUAUUUGUUUUCUUACAUUGUUAAAUGUUCCUUGCCCCUGAAGGUGUGUGUUAAGUACAAUGUUCUGAAUAUAUGAUUUGGUUACAAAAAGUAUGUGUCUUCUUAUUGAAGAGUUAGCUCAGUGGUUGAUACUUAUGCUAAGAAUUCAGUUUCUCAGUUCCUGUUACUUAUAGCUACCUGUGGGAAGACUCAGUGAGCCAGCAAAGACCUUGGGAAUCAGGAUAUAUUAAAUUUUUAUCUGGCAGAAGGACCUAAAUAAACUGUGAACUACAUUUUAUUCCUUUGUUACAUUCAGUUCUUGCUUUCAGCAACUCACAGAAAUGCUUGGAGCUUAUCUUCCCCUGCAUGCUUUUGUGUCCUUGUUAUUCCUUAUUGUUAUUCCACACCAGCGAAAAAGACAAUUAGAUAUUUUUUUUGUUUGUUGUUUUCAAGGCAGUGUUUUUCUCUGUGUAGCCCUGGAACUCACUCUAUAGACCAGGCUGACCUCGAACUACAGAGAUCUGCCUGCCUCUGCCUCCUGAGUGCUGGGAUUAAAUGUGCACUACCACUGCUCGACUUAGAUAAUUAGUUCCUAAGAUUUGCUGUGGGCUUUUCUGAUUCUAACAUGUUAAUCUGUUAUUUAGCCAAUGUAGGUCUGUCUAUCCCAUCUCCUUAGAACACAUGUUUAAAGAGCUUUGUUUAUUAUAGAAGCUGUAUUAAUGAGAGGCCUCUUUCCCUCUCUGCCAUUUUCCCAUCCUUCCUUGCCCCAACCUCCUUAUAAUAUUGUGAAUUAUAGUUUAGAAUUUCAUUAUUGUGGAUUUAUUGUCUACCAGAAUUUUGGCUAAUCUACCCAGAAAAGGAAAAAAAAAAAAAAACAGAAGGAAGAAAUUGUGCAUAUGUCCCUUCAGAAUGAAAAUAAUUUCUUUCGACCUUUUUGAAAGUUUGUUCUUGAUUUUUCAAUGAGGUUGCACUGUGCUGCCCAAGUACUGAGCCUGGAGGUAUGAAACACUUACCUGGGCCCCUUUGGCCUUUUUAAGCCAUUGUAAAUGUUUGUUUGGGGAAAAUGGAAUCUGUCAGCAAAUAAGAACCACAAUAAAAUGACCGAUUACUUCUUAAAUUCAGCAUAGUUGUACAUAUUCUCAGGAGCUAGCUGAGAAUUUUUCUAGUAAAUUUUUUUAUCCCUGUGUCCCGAUUUUCAGCUGGUUGAAACUAGUUAAAAGUUAUGGGGAGACCGUGUCGUUUUACUCUGUGUCACAGUGCAGCUCCAUCUCUAAGGAGAUGUGUCUGCGUGCUUUUGGGUAUGUGAAGGGGCUCAAUGAAAAAGAAAAACUGUGAGUCAGCAGAUGUAUUAGAGAAGUAGCUCAGACCUGGGGGUGUGGCUCAGGGAUAGAGAGUCUGCAUACCAUGUGCAGGGGCCUGAAUUUGAUGCCCAGCACCACUGAAAGGGAGAGGAGCAGAACGUGGGUGUACACACUAGCAGGAGGACUCAUCCAUCACAUAUUGGGAGCUUUCCCCCUCUGCCUACCUUUGUCAUUCAUGCUUAGCGGUGACGGUGGCAUUCAUUAUGCAGGAGACCUACUCUAUAGUAUCGUUGGUCAAUUGUCCCAGCGCCCUAAUUACUUUUUAGCUCUGUUUUCAUGCCAUCCUAAGCCUUGUAUAUUAAUAAAAUUCUGUUUUUAUUGCUCUUGCUCUUUCAGACAAUUUUUACAUUAGUAUUUUAUAUAUAGAUUAAAUGUUUAUGGAAAAGUGCCUUUUUACCAUGCCAGUGCACCCUUCCUAUAAUCCUACCUUCCACUGUUGCCAAGAAUAUACGAAUAACUGAUUUCAACAAGUCCCAAUGCUGUUGUGGCUUACAUGAAUUAACUCCAAUUUUCUCAUCCCAGAAAAUUAGUAUCUGGGUCUUACCUGAACAAUAAUGAAAAUUUGUGUGUGUGUGUGUGUGUGUGUGUGUGAGAGAGAGAGAGAGAGAGAGAGAGAGAGAGAGAGAGAAAGACAGAGAGCGGGAGAGAGAGAGAGAUUCCAUGCACACAAAUGUGUGCAUUAAAUAUUAUGAAGGCACUACUUAUAGCAUCUUCUCUGGUCCUAAUUAACGGCCUGAAGAGUGGUCACUAAAACAUAGGUUUUGUAAGGCCUGGGAAUAAUGUUGAUUUUUUUUUCCUCUCUAAUUAAACAUGGCAAAGUAGUUUAUUAUAUUUCUUUUCUAUCAGGGCUCUAGUUAAUUGACCUUGGAAAACUUAGUGUCAGGAAAAAUUGAAGAAGUCAUUGAGUACUGGGAGAGCUAAGGUAAUUUCUUUAGUGUCAGAUACAGUUGAAUUAAAUGUCCUGGUUUUUGUCCAUUCUGUUUCUGAUCUAGCACCUUACCAAGUGAUGGCACUUUAAGAAAGGGCCAUCAGCCACAAAUUAAGGACAGCCAUAACCUAGGCUUUGGAAUGUGUUCUUGUGAUUGUUGGUGGACUGAAGACCGAAGAUGGCAAACUUUUAUGCAAUAUUCUUAAUACCCUAUUGUGCACUUUAACCAUUCCAAAAACAGCCAAGAAUACACCUUAACUGUUCAGAGCACUGCAUCCGUUCUUAUUUUAAAUAGCUGGCUUGCUGUGUUAGAUGACGGCUUUUGAAAGUAACCUGGAGCAAGUGCGGAAUGGCUGUUUUCUAAAGGACGUUUAAGACUUUGACAGGUAGUGCAGGGAAAUGAUUCCACUCUAACAAACCAUAGUAAACCUUUGACUAGCUGUUGAGUAUGUCGAGAGCUACUUAGAGCCAUUCCCCUUCCUGUGUAUCUUAUGUCCUUUCUAUAAGAAUGCUGUAAUGUAUAGUUUCUAUCUGUGUGGUGUAUGUAAAUCAGUAUGGCCCUCCAUCCAGCAGCUAGCAUCAGUGAGCAGGAAGCCAGCUAGAGGCGCAUAUUCUUGGGCAGUAGCCCAGUCUUGCUGAGUUAGAUCUGAAAUGGGGCCCAGCAGUCUGUCUGACCCAAGUCCUCAGUUGAGUCUGAUGCACCUGAGCUUCAGAGCCUAGCAACAGUGAGAUUCUUUCUUCCUUAUGUAUAUUCCGCCUCACCUGGUAUUCUGUGAUCAUUUAUCAGCAAUGGUAAUUUAUUCUUAGUACUGCCUAAGAAAAUGCAUAUGUUUUAUGUAUGUAUAGUGUAGUUACUGAUAAUUCAUUUAACUUGGUUUGGCAUUUUUCUACCACUGACCAAAAAGUUUACAUUAACUGAUUUCAAAAUAUAGGUGCAAUGGUCUGUAUUUCUUUAGUUGUUGUGACAUUUACUUAGCUAAAAUAACUGAUGGGUGCUACAGUCUCCUGUUUAUGCAUAAAAUGGGUACGUUGUGGGCAGGGUAAUAUAAGCUCUCUCUUCAUUGCCACUUACUUUAUCAGCAGACCAUGGUUCUGCUUUGGCUAGGCUAGCUCUCAGAACAGAAUCACCAUUCCAUAUCAUUUGUCUUGUAUCUGAGAUAGUAAAUCAGAUGGCUGGCCAGGCCAACAUAGCACCUUGUUUAAUUUCUUUUAUGAGUUGAUGAAGAUUCCUUUCAAGUAGCUUAUUUGACAUUUGAAUACUGCAGUAGAGUAAUGGUUCUCUUUGGUACUCAUGCUUCAGGUGAAGUACUUCACAGAAUGCUAAGAUAGUGCAUUUUAUAACUUGGGUGUUUCUUCCAUCUCAGUUGUGUGCAUUCUACAAAUAAACAGGCUUAUUCAUAUUUUUCCUUUGUAAUUCAGCACUUCAAUCAUUAAUCUUCCUUCCAUUGUUUACAAGUCACCGGUGAGUUAGCACAUGAAGAAGGAUUGAUUCCCUUUUCAGAAUAAACUAAUGAAUACUUGCUUUCUGAGGGUCACUGCUCUCUGUCCUACACAGCAGUGCUAAGUGGCUUCCUCUACAAACUGGUGCUGGACAGUAAGUAGGCAAACUGCUGAGAUGUUCUAGAGACGCCUCCCUUCCCCUCCUGAUUAUGUCAUUUGUUGCUGGACCCAGAGCAUUCUACACAAUCUAUUCAGCCCCCGUUUAUAAUACCUCCUUAAAAAUCCUGCAUUCAACCAUGUCACCCUACCUGCUCUUUCACACUGAUCUCCCCCACCAGAGCCCAUCCCAGGAGAAAUACAUAUGAUUUGUAGGGGUGGCCUGUUAGCUGCCAUUUUAGCUAAUGAGCCUCAGGACAGCUUACACUCACACAUAAUCCCAGAUGCUUGAGAGUGGAUUUAGAAUCAAACUUCUGUGACCAAUAAAAGCCUGUCCUGGCUGGAGUUAGAGCUAGGUAGUUAUAACCUAAGGUGGAUGCAAUCCCUAGUGCAAAAAGAGAGAGAUACUAGAGAAAGAAAAAGGAGCUGUCCUGUACAGAAGUGAUCAUGAUUUUACUCAGUAGAGACCUUCUGCAGUGCAAUUGAACUAACUCCUGUCUAUCAACUGUACCUGCUCAUCUUGUUCUUUUCAAGGAUAAGCUCCAAGUGCUUGCUGCUUUCCUGGCAACUUGACUGAGUUUCACGCUCUUCUUUUUACUUCAUGUUUUAAUGAGUAACUUGGAAUAUUUUAUUAACUUGUUCUCGAGUGAUUUAGCUGUCAUUCUGCCAUUUUGAGUUUAAUUUUAUCUGCUUGAGCACACUGAUCAACCACUGACCUGCCUUCUUGCAUUGUCCUGCAAUGAUGUAAGAGUGACAUUUGUGUAAUGGCUUCAUAGUUGGAAUUUCAGAGCACUGACACCAGAUAUUCUCAGUUUGUUCUCUGGGGGAAUUUCAUUUGCAUCUAUGUUUUUAGCUAUCUGUGAUAACUUGUUAAAUAUUAAAAAGAUAUUUUGCUUCUAUUGGAACAUUUGUAUACUCGCAAUUAUAUUUCUGUAAACAGCUUCAGUCAAAAAUAAAACAUUGAAAGUUUUCA
This is a messenger RNA of Arvicola amphibius (Eurasian water vole), 12816 nucleotides long. It is a transcript of the gene Nfat5, whose product is annotated as nuclear factor of activated T cells 5. NCBI's taxonomy places the organism in Eukaryota, Metazoa, Chordata, Mammalia, Rodentia, Cricetidae. The transcript has 15 exons. Gene Ontology annotation, biological process: cytokine production; calcineurin-NFAT signaling cascade; regulation of transcription by RNA polymerase II. The record is from RefSeq and is a predicted model, not a curated record. Bases 328 to 5025 code for a protein of 1565 amino acids. Gene Ontology annotation, cellular component: transcription regulator complex. Gene Ontology annotation, molecular function: transcription factor binding; RNA polymerase II cis-regulatory region sequence-specific DNA binding; DNA-binding transcription factor activity, RNA polymerase II-specific.